Molecule: messenger RNA, 1091 nt
Organism: Desarmillaria tabescens
Lineage: Eukaryota; Fungi; Basidiomycota; Agaricomycetes; Agaricales; Physalacriaceae
Exons: 5
Coding region: 231-965 (244 amino acids)
Source: RefSeq, a predicted model, not a curated record
UGGAGGGUGAUGGUUGUGGAGAUUCGGUUAGACGCUACUACUUUCUGACGCGAUCUACGACAAGCAUGGAGUAAGUCUAUGUUUUUCAUCGGAUAUUUUCUCACUGUCAUUUGCCCUUGGAAAGGCAUACACCCUUCAUGAAUUUGUCGAUGAGCGGUAGACCACAUUGUUUCAGCUAACGAAACCUUCCAGCAAAUGAGCGGUAGCAUGAAGGGCCCAUAUUUCUAUCAAUGUUUCGAUGGCGGCAUGAGAGACGUGGGACAUCUGCGAGUCCCCAUUCAUUUAUCGUGGCAUAUUGCUCUCGCAUCUAUUCAUGGAUUCCGAGUUUAGUGAGCGCUUCUGCAUCGCCCUCUACAGCACACUUCUUACCACCAACCACUAUGCCCGCCUCCAACAUCCUUCUCAGAGUUUCCGAAAUCGCUGAAGCUUCCGGUGUACCAUACCUCCAGAAUGUGGCUAAGGUCGCUGUAGUCUUCUUCAAGCAACUUGAGGGAAAAGGAAAGAACAAGAAAGAUGCGAAGGAGCUCUCUGAGAGCAUUGGAAAUACAAUCGUCGUUAUCGACACCCUCAUUUGUAUGCAUGGGAAAGUAGGGGCACCGUAUUUCGAGGGCAUUUGCGGUGAGAUGGAAAACUAUCUCGCCGGUAUCGCCCAGGAUCUGAAAGACGAUCAGCGAAAACACCGCGGUAUCAAGGGCAUUCUCAAUGUCGAUGACUUCAAAGAUGCCAUUCAGACUUACAGGAAGCGUGUGGACGACUUAAAAAUGGAUUUCCUGAUUCAUUUAAUGGGUGACUGCUUUUUAGAGGUCAUUCAGGUUCACAGCAUAGUGCAGGGCUUAAAGGAAGGCAGUGAGAUGCGACAAACGGACGUUGUAGAAAUGACGUCUAGAGAGUUCAUGAUUCGGAUGAUCCGGAUCACCAAACAUGCGGUUUUUUUUUUUAGCUUGAUCGAAUACCCCCGUAAGUAGACGGAUGCGACCCGGCAAUAUCAUUGGUGUAUAGUACUGGAUACCACUGCAUAGUAGUAGGCACUGGUAGACGUUGUCGUAUACCGUAUUCUAAUUUCAUAUAAGGCGCAUCACUGACCAUGAUUA